GGAAGGAGUGAUGCAGGAGGUAAAUCAUAAAUUCUAACAGCCUGGGCGGACACUAUGAACAAACUUCAUCCACUGCUUCUUCUCUGAAUAUACGGUGAGGAUAUAGUGACAGGAGGCCAUGAAACUACCCUCGCACAUGUAUCCCUUGGAAGCCUCCAAGCACCCCAGCUAAGGAAGCCCCCAGGCGAGAAAAUGUCUAGCAACAAUGACUGGUUUCCGAGUUCCCGGGUCCCUAGCUUUGCUCAGAUGCUGAAAAAGAACUUGCCAGUUCAAACAUCUGCUCAGACAGGAACUACACCCACGGGAUACUCCUCAGAAAGUUACAGCCUGUCAAAUAUGGCAUCCAAGGUUACGCAAGUGACGGGUAAUUUUCCAGAACCAUUGCUUUCCAAAGGACUUUCAUCUAUUUCAAAUCCUGUCCUUCCUCCAAAAAAAAUACCCAAGGAGUUUAUAAUGAAAUACAAACGUGGAGAGAUAAAUCCUGUGUCAGCCUUGCAUCAGUUUGCACAAAUGCAGCGGGUUCAGCUCGACCUUAAGGAAACUGUAACAACAGGUAAUGUUAUGGGACCAUAUUUUGCUUUUUGUGCUGUGGUGGAUGGUGUUCAAUACAAGACUGGGCUGGGACAAAAUAAAAAGGAGUCUAGAUCCAACGCAGCAAAAUUAGCUCUUGAUGAGCUUCUACAGUUGGAUGAACCUGAACCAGGAAUUUUAGAAACAUCAGGUCCUCCUCCUAUCCCUGCAGAACCUGUUGUUGUUUCACCUGAACCAGCCUAUGUUUCAAAAGUACAUUAUGAAGGAAGACAUAUUCAGUAUGCAAAGAUCUCACAGAUUGUUAAAGAAACAUUUAAUCAACUAAUUUCUAGUAAUUCAGAAUAUCUGAAAUGUAGCAAUUCAUUGGCUGCUUUUAUAAUUGAAAGAGCUGGACAGCAUGAAGUUGUGGCCAUAGGCACAGGUGAAUACAAUUACAGCCAGUGCAUUAAGCCAAAUGGAAGAGUGCUGCACGACACUCAUGCUGUUGUUACAGCAAGAAGGUCUCUCCUUAGGUACUUUUAUAGACAACUUCUACUCUUCUACAGCAAAAAUCCUGCUAUGAUGGAAAGAUCAAUAUUUUGUACAGAACCAGCUUCUAAUCUACUAACUCUCAAACAGAAUAUCAACAUUUAUCUCUAUAUGAACCAGUUGCCUAAAGGAUCGGCCCAGAUUAAGUCACAAUUACGUCUUAAUCCACAUUCUAUAUCUGCAUUUGAAGCUAAUGAAGAACUUAGUCUCCAUGUGGCUGUUGAAGGCAAAAUUUAUCUGACUGUUCACUGCCCUGCUGAUGUUGUUAAUAGAAUAAGCAGUAUGUCAUCAAGUGACAAAUUGACAAGAUGGGAGGUGCUUGGUGUACAGGGUGCAUUACUGAGUCAUUUUAUACAGCCAGUUUAUAUCAGCAGUAUGCUUGUUGGUGAUGGGAAUUGCAGUGAUGCUAGAGGACUAGAAAUAGCUGUAAAGCAACGUGUUGAUGAUGUUUUCACUUCAAAACUUCCCAUGUUUUACUUAGUCAACAGACCUCACAUUAGUUUAGUACCUUCUGCAUUUCCACUUCAAAUGAACUUGGAAUAUAAAUCCCUGAGUCUCAAUUGGGCACAAGGGGACAUUUCUUUGGAGAUUGUGGAUGGCCUAAGUGGAAAGAUCACUGAAAGUUCCCCGUUUAAAAGUGGUGUGUCAAUGGCAAGUCGGCUUUGCAAGGCUGCAAUGUUAAGUCGAUUUAACCUGCUUGCCAAAGAAGCUAAAAAAGCAGAUUUACUUGAAGCUAGUACAUAUCAUACAGCUAAGAGUAUGUCUGGAGCCUAUCAAGAAGCUAAAACUUUGUUGAAAUCCUACUUAAAGCAACAUGGCUAUGGCUCCUGGAUUGUGAAAUCUCCUUGUAUAGAGCAAUUUAGUAUGUGA
Molecule: messenger RNA, 1929 nt
Organism: Choloepus didactylus (southern two-toed sloth)
Lineage: Eukaryota; Metazoa; Chordata; Mammalia; Pilosa; Megalonychidae
Gene: ADAD1
Product: adenosine deaminase domain containing 1
Exons: 13
Coding region: 193-1929 (578 amino acids)
Biological process (GO): RNA processing; adenosine to inosine editing
Cellular component (GO): nucleolus; cytoplasm
Molecular function (GO): double-stranded RNA binding; double-stranded RNA adenosine deaminase activity; tRNA-specific adenosine deaminase activity
Source: RefSeq, a predicted model, not a curated record